This is a messenger RNA of Hyposmocoma kahamanoa, 727 nucleotides long. It is a transcript of the gene dmrt11E, whose product is annotated as doublesex- and mab-3-related transcription factor 2. Gene Ontology annotation, biological process: regulation of transcription by RNA polymerase II; sex differentiation. NCBI's taxonomy places the organism in Eukaryota, Metazoa, Arthropoda, Insecta, Lepidoptera, Cosmopterigidae. Gene Ontology annotation, molecular function: RNA polymerase II cis-regulatory region sequence-specific DNA binding; DNA-binding transcription factor activity, RNA polymerase II-specific. The transcript has 3 exons. The coding region runs from base 1 to 591 and encodes 196 amino acids. Gene Ontology annotation, cellular component: nucleus. The record is from RefSeq and is a predicted model, not a curated record.
AUGCAAAGUGAAGGUAAUGCCGAGGGUGAAACUAAUAAUGGUGCUCGUAAAACAUUGCGAACGCCAAAAUGUGCACGGUGCCGAAAUCAUGGCGUGAUAUCGUGUCUGAAGGGGCAUAAGCGACUUUGCCGGUGGAGAGAUUGUCGUUGCCCCGGAUGUUUGUUAGUGCUGGAGCGACAGAGAGUUAUGGCUGCUCAGGUGGCGCUUCGCAGACAGCAAAGCGCUGGUGGCAGCACGCAAGCACGUGACGGGGAGGCAGCUGCCCUGGCGGCUCGUAAGCAGGCCUACCGCGCACGGCUGCGAUGUAUGCAAAUGACCAGAGUCUACCCUGUCCAACCUCUACAAUAUGGUAACACAAGCCUGAUUACGGAUCCGACAUGGAGCGAGCGUGUGCGUCGUCGCCGAGCGUUCGCGGAUGUCGAGUUAGAGCGAGGGUCGGCUCCAGCACCCACCGCCCCACCGGCGCCCCCCGCGGCUGUCUUUUGCAGACAUCUCUUAGCAGCCUUACUCACCAACUACGCACCAGCUCCUCCGCCACCACAGAAACCUAAAUUGUCGUUUUCAAUCGAAUCUAUAAUUGGUGUUCAGUAAAAUUGUCUACACCAAAUUGACUCAUCCGAAACCGAAGGUAGUGAAUACCUAGUGGAACGUGGAAGAGUAAAACUGCAGUUUAAUAGUAAACGAAUGUAUGUUAUGUACAUACUGCAAUGUUAUAGGCAAGUCAACC